This is a messenger RNA of Panicum virgatum (switchgrass), 924 nucleotides long. RefSeq names its product formimidoyltransferase-cyclodeaminase-like. Gene Ontology annotation, molecular function: folic acid binding; transferase activity. The transcript is spliced from 2 exons. The record is from RefSeq and is a predicted model, not a curated record. The coding region runs from base 1 to 924 and encodes 307 amino acids. NCBI's taxonomy places the organism in Eukaryota, Viridiplantae, Streptophyta, Magnoliopsida, Poales, Poaceae.
AUGCUGAGGCCCGCGCUGGCGUGCUGCAAGCUCUACAUCUCCGAGGCCCGCAACGCGCCGGCGCUGCGCGCCAUCGAGCGCGCCGCGGCGGGGCUCCGCCCGGCGGCCGGGCUCGUCAACGCGUUCGCCGACGACGCCUACAACAGGGUCGGGUACACGCUCGUCUCCCCACUCGCGGGCGGCGGCGGCGGUAACUCGGCCCCGCCGCCGCUGCAUCGCGCGGCGUUCGGCGUGGUCGCGGCCGCGCUCGAGGCCGUCGACUUCGGCGCCCACGCCGGCGCGCACCCGAGGCUCGGCGUCGUCGACCACAUCGCCUUCCAUCCCCUGGCCGGGGCCCACCUCGACGACGUCGCCGCGCUCACCAGGGCGGUGGCCGCUGACAUCGGAGACAAGCUUCAAGUGCCAACAUAUCUGUACGGAGCAGCUCACAGAGACGGCAGAAGGCUGGCGUCCAUCAGGAGGCAGCUCGGCUACUUCACGCCCAACUCUCCCGGCGAGCAAUGGCGUGGCGCGCCGGACUCCUCAUCCCUGCCCGUCGCCCCGGACGCCGGCCCCGCGACGCCGUCGAGGUCCAAGGGCGUGGUGGCCAUCGGCGCGACAGCCUGGGUCGACAACUACAACGUGCCCGUGCACACGGCCGACGUCGCGGCGGCGAAGCGGAUCGCGCGGGCGGUCAGCGAGCGCGGCGGCGGGCUCAGGUCCGUGCAGGCGAUGGGGCUCGCGCACGGCGAGGGCGUCACCGAGGUCGCCUGCAACCUGCUCGACCCGGCGAGGGUGGGGGCGGAGCAGGUGCAGGAGAGGGUGCGGCAGCUAGCCGCCGAGCAGGGGCUCGCUGUCGGCGAGGGAUACUUCACUGACUUCUCCCAGGAGAGGACCGUCGAGCUGUACAUGCAGUCAGCUGAAGCCGACGCUUCCCAGCAGUGA